AUGGCGACAGCUUUGCUUCUGGCGCUUGCUGCCCCGGCACUUGCUGCCCCAGCCGCAUCUUUCAGCAAGCUGAAUCCCGGAUUGAAGGCAGAAGUCGACCUGCAGGCCAACAGCUCCUGGCACCUGGGCGGCUUCUGCUUCGGGGAUGGCCAGGACGGCAACGAGGCGGGCCGGCUCGCAGUCCACGUUCGUUGGCAAGGCCGCCAGGCGCUGGGGGAGAUGGGCCCGGUGUAUUUGGCCGGCUUCGAGGGGCACAAGGCCUGGCAGGCCGCGCAGGAGAGAUGGGCCUCAAGCUCGUGCCAAGAGAAGAUGGCGCUGGCUUCCGACACCCGACGUCUCGGCGAAUACAGCAGGCAGAUCUCGUACUUCUGGUUCCCGGUUCGCAUCGUGCAUGGCGAGCAGAGGGACUGGCACUUUGCUCUGCUGGCCUGCGGGGACGUUGAGAAGGCGCACUUGGAGCUCACCGUGGAGGCGACGCGGGGAGCGCUCUCCGUCUUCGAGGCCAACACCAACUUCGACUCCAGCAGCUGUCCCGUGGCCCCGAGCUGGUUGCAGCAAGCCAGCUCUGAGACCGUCUUCUGGGGCAUGAUGGCGGGUGUGUUGCUGUGCGGCUCCUGCUGCGUUGUGCUGGUGGUGCUGGGCGGAGCUUGGAGCAACCGCCAAAAGCCUUUGAUGAAGUGGCAGCAAGACUCGGAGCUCGUGAUUGGCAAGCCCUGCACCGGCACGCCGCACAAUGCGGACGUGGCGGAGGGCAAAGCCAAGAGCGCGAAGGCCAAGGCACAGCCAGAGGAAGCAGAAGAUAUGCCAGUUUGA
Messenger RNA from Effrenium voratum, 813 nucleotides. Lineage: Eukaryota; Dinophyceae; Suessiales; Symbiodiniaceae. The record is from the annotation of a GenBank genome assembly.